This is a messenger RNA of Colletotrichum chrysophilum, 513 nucleotides long. RefSeq lists its product as uncharacterized. Lineage: Eukaryota; Fungi; Ascomycota; Sordariomycetes; Glomerellales; Glomerellaceae. Bases 1 to 513 code for a protein of 170 amino acids. The record is from RefSeq and is a predicted model, not a curated record. The transcript has 2 exons.
AUGCAAUCGGAGCGGAGUCCAACUCUGAUUCCUUCCAUUAAUGCUGGAGUUUGGGAGCAAGGGGUGUCAACGCGAGUGGUCCUAUUCAGAGACUGGGUCUGGAAGGAUGGCAGCCCGUCGAGCGUGAGCUUCGCCGGUGUGCAGAAGCUAGACGGCAAGGCUGAGCCGGACACGAUGCAGAGCGCAGCGGCGUUCAGAGUUGAAGCGGCGGGCCUGAUUGGCGUGCAUUACGACACUAGCCAGCCAUCGAUUUUGCUGUCUCGAAGCCCACGAACGAAGCGCAAGCUGGCAGAGGCAGGGCUGGAAGUGCCCGACAGCGAAGAUGACGAGGAGUACGGGUGGGAGCGGGAGGACGAUGCGGCACUUCCCGGGAUGCCGCCGCAAUGGCAAGGCAGCGAAGAUUUACUCCUGGGGACGCAGGCCGAAAGCGACGACGAGGACGGCGACGGAAGCGGCGGCGAUGGUGGUGACAAGGACGACGAGGCAGAAGAAGUGGAGGCUCAGAACGGCUAA